Micropterus dolomieu (smallmouth bass) is the source of this 1133-nucleotide messenger RNA. RefSeq names its product DnaJ heat shock protein family (Hsp40) member B13 (gene dnajb13). Gene Ontology annotation, cellular component: cytosol. Bases 149 to 1096 code for a protein of 315 amino acids. The record is from RefSeq and is a predicted model, not a curated record. Gene Ontology annotation, molecular function: protein-folding chaperone binding. The transcript has 8 exons. Lineage: Eukaryota; Metazoa; Chordata; Actinopteri; Centrarchiformes; Centrarchidae.
AAGCAGCUGUUACCCUGGAGACCAAGCUAAACAAGCGCUGCUCUGUGUUUCACAAAGCUUUGUUACUUAAAGAAAGACUUUACAGGCAGAUACACUGCAGCUUUCUUUGAUUUUUAUUUUAUUUUAAUCACUUAACUAUAAAUUCAUAAUGGGUAGCGAUUACUACGAGACCCUGGAAAUAAACAGAAAUGCAACAGACGCAGAUAUAAAAAAGGCAUAUCGACGUCUUGCAUUGAAGUUUCACCCGAGCAGCAACAGAGAAACUGGCAGUACGGAGAGAUUCAGUCAGCUGGGUGAAGCCUACGAUGUUCUGAGCGACCCUCGAAAAAAGGCAACCUAUGACAAGUUUGGCCAGGAGGGUCUGAAAUCUGGUAUCCCAGCUGAGCUUGGCAGCAGUGGGGCUUGGUCAUCAAAAUAUGUGUACCAUGGGAAUCCGGACAAAACAUUCAGACAGUUUUUUGGAGGCAACAACCCGUUUGCAGACUUCUAUACAAAUGAUAUACCACUUCAGUUAGGUGGCCUGCAGCCAGGAGUGGUGAAGACACAAGAUCCUCACAUAGAGAGAGACCUUAAUUUGUCCCUGGAUGAUCUCUUCCACGGAUGCACAAAAAAGAUUAAGAUAUCUCGCAGGGUUAUGAAUGAGGACGGAUACACAUCCAGUAUCAAAGACAAGAUCCUGACUAUAGACGUGAAGCCUGGGUGGAAAGAAGGCACAAAAAUAACUUUCCCAAAAGAGGGAGAUCAGGGACCAAGCAGCAUCCCUGCAGAUAUUGUGUUCAUAGUGCAACAGAAGAGUCAUCCUCUGUUCAUAAGGCAACAUAAUGACCUCAUUUACAAGGCCCAAGUCUCUCUGGAGAUGGCCUUGACCGGGUUCUCUGUGGAUGUGGAGACACUAGAUGGCAGGCUACUCACUAUUCCCAUCAAUGACAUUGUGCACCCUGCGUACAAAAAAGUGGUGACUGGAGAGGGAAUGCCGCUGUCCCAGGAUCCUUCCCAGAGAGGAAACCUCAUCAUUACCUUUGACAUCAAGUUUCCCGAGACGCUUUCCGCUGAGAGGAAGCAACUGAUCAAACAAGCUCUGGCCUUUAAAUAUUGAUCACAUUUUAAUACAUGUCUUGCUAUCCUAUGACUAA